AUGAAUCUGAACCAACUGCAUGAGUUGCCGCAGGAGCUGCUAUACAUAUGGCACGCACACCGUACUGGAAUCUUAUUGGCGGCGGGUAUCCUUUUUGCCAUCGUGCGCCUGGGAUUGCACUGGCGAAGCAAUAGAAUUGACAAGUAUGUGUUGAAGCAUGAAAUCAUCGAUAAGACCUCAGACGAUACCCCAAGACGAAGUGUGGUCGCACAACCGGAGAUCACGCCUGUGAACACGCAGGAAACGACCCAGACGACAAAUGCGACGAGAACAAAGGAGCCACGGAGAGUUCAAGGAAACAAGAGUCGGAAGCAGACCCCGAAUCAGGAUGGAGAUGUGCUUGAGCAUCUGCAAAUAUACAUAUUCUACUUCACACUGGGCGGCUCGACCAAAGCCUACGCAGAGAGGCUAGCUGCAAACCUCAAUGGCGCAUCGGCGACGAACCAGAAAAUUCUUCCAGUGGAGGUUCACGAUCUCGCAGAGGUAGAUUACGAUGAUUACUUCAUCACUCCUCCGAAAUCUGCUCAGCGUAGCACCGCCUCAGUCUACCUCAUUCUUCUACCUUCAUACAACAUCGACACGGAGUUGUCGAAUUUCCUGUCGCACAUGGAAGACACGCACAAUGAUUUCAGAAUCGAUACGGGCUCGUUAUCGACAUUGGCAGGAUACAGCGUCUUUGGAUUCGGGGAUCGUCAGGAGUGGCCCACUGAAGCGCAAGGAUACUGCACUCAGGCCGUUGAGGUUGACAAGUGGAUGGCGAAGCUGACGAGACGCAAACGCGCGUUUCCGCUAGGAACGGGAGAUAUCAGGAAAGACGUCGAUCAGAGGUUGCAGGAAUGGCAGAGUGGAGUGGAGGGGAUCUUGGCUGAUCUGGCAGAUGGCAAAGGUCUUGGUGAGGGAGUGAGUGGCAGUGGAGAUGCGGUGGAGAGCGGCGACGAGGAUGACACAGAAGAGCCAUUGGCAUCGGAUUCAAAGCCGAGGAGGAAGGUUCGUUCUGACGCUGGAGAUCUUGAGGAUAUUAAAGUACCCAUCCCUGUCGAUUUCACAUCCCUCGGCAGAUCUGCGGCCACGACGAAUGCGCCUAAGGCGAUGGUUCCGAAAUCAUCACCGACGUAUGCAUCACUCACAAAGCAAGGCUACACGAUUGUCGGAUCACAUUCUGGUGUUAAGAUCUGUCGAUGGACAAAGUCUGCUCUCCGAGGACGCGGGUCCUGUUACAAAUACAGCUUCUACGGCAUCAACUCACAUCUGUGCAUGGAAGCAACACCUUCACUCAGUUGCAGUAACAAAUGUGUCUUCUGCUGGCGCCACGGCACGAAUCCAGUCGGAACGACGUGGCGAUGGGAAGUUGACGAACCUGACCUUGUGUUUGAAGGCAUGAAAGCAGGUCACUACUCCAAGAUCAAAAUGAUGCGCGGCGUACCUGGUGUCCGUAGUGAGCGAUUCGCCGAAGCCAUGCGCAUCCGACACUGCGCCCUCAGCCUCGUCGGCGAACCCAUCUUCUACCCGCACAUCAACGCUCUCCUCGCAAUGCUGCAUGCCGAACACAUCAGCUCCUUCCUCGUCUGCAACGCCCAACAUCCCGACCAACUCGCCGCCCUAGGCCCCGUCACCCAACUCUACGUCUCGAUCGACGCUUCGAAUAAAGAAUCCCUCCGCAAAAUCGACAGACCCCUCCAUCGCGACUUCUGGGAGCGCUUCAUCCGCUGCAUGGACAUCCUCCGCGAGAAACGCUUCACCCACCGCACAGUCUUCCGCCUCACGCUCGUCAAAGGCUUCAACAUCGACGACGAAGCAUCCGGAUACGCGGAUCUCGUCGAGCGCGCUCUUCCCGGCUUCAUCGAAGUCAAGGGCGUGACAUACUGCGGGACCUCCACGGCCGCGGGCGCAGGGCUAAGUAUGCAGAACGUGCCCUUUUAUGAAGAAGUUUCCGCCUUUGUUCUCGCGCUCGAAAAGGAACUUUUACGACGCGGAUUGGAUUAUGGCAUUGGUGCGGAACAUGCUCAUUCUUGCUGCAUCCUGCUCGCGGAUCGGAAGAGAUUCUUCCGGGGCCGAUGGCAUACUCUCAUCGACUAUGAGAAAUUCUUCCAGUGCGUCGAGAGCAAGAAACCGUUCAGCCCCGAAGAUUAUAUCGGUGAGGCCACGCCUGAGUGGGCGGCUUGGGGCAAGGGUGGAUUCGAUCCUAGGGAUGUCCGGGUGGAUCGGAAGGGGAAACCCAAGGUCGUCGAAAUCUAG
This is a messenger RNA of Dissoconium aciculare CBS 342.82, 2235 nucleotides long. Its product is annotated as flavodoxin and radical SAM domain protein. Lineage: Eukaryota; Fungi; Ascomycota; Dothideomycetes; Mycosphaerellales; Dissoconiaceae. Bases 1 to 2235 code for a protein of 744 amino acids. The transcript has 2 exons. Gene Ontology annotation, biological process: wybutosine biosynthetic process. The record is from RefSeq and is a predicted model, not a curated record. Gene Ontology annotation, molecular function: catalytic activity; 4 iron, 4 sulfur cluster binding; FMN binding.